AAAGGCUGAGAGAAUGAGAGCAGAAAAAGAAAGGAUGGAGAGAGAGAAGAUAGAGAGAGAAAAAACACAGAAGGAAGAAAGGGCCACUUCAACGCACCGGGCCAAUGGCCUCCACUCCCAGAUGUCGCCCCAGAAACAGCAACCCCUUGAGCAGCAGCGUACUUAUGAAGACAAACAGCAGAAGACCAAAGGCAGCUCCUUGCCAACUGCAGAGGGAGCCAUUCUCAGCCAGUUCUCAGACAAGACAAGCGAUAAGAAAACCCUCAAAAGCAUCUACCAUCGGGUUACGACUGGAGAUGAUCUCUCUCCUGCGGUUCCGGAGCUGAGGCUGGUUCUGCUGGGCGGUUCCGGGUCGGGGAAGAGCGCUGCGGGGAACGCCAUCCUGGGCCGGAAGGAGUUUGAGUCGCGGGCGGACACAGGGGUCACCCAGACGUGUGAGAAGGGCCGGGUCAUCCUGGGCAACAAGCGGGUGGCGGUGGUGGACACCCCUGACUGGUUCCGCUCCGAGCGCACCCCGGAUGAGGUCCGCUCCCAGCUCUCGUCCUGCGUGGCCCUGUCCACCCCGGGGCCCCACGCCUUCCUCUUCUGCGUGCCGCUGCACCGGCCCUCGGACGCCGGCCAGCUGCAGGCCCUGGGAGCCCUGGAGGGCGUGUUCGGCGCCGGGGCCGUCCGGGGCCACACGCUGGUCCUCUUCACCCACGCCGACCGCCUGAAGGAGUGGUCAGGCGGGGUGGCCGGGGUGGAGGAGUACAUCGCCUCCAAGCGACCGGACCUCCUGAAGCUGGUGGAAAAGUGCGGUGACCGCUACCACAUCCUGGAGAGGCCAGGGAGUGAGGGUGGAGGAGGAGGAGGAGGAGGAGGAGAGGAGGUGGAGAGGAGGAGUGUGGAGGAGCUGCUGGAGAAGGUGGAGCAGACGGUGAGGGAGAGCGGAGAUGGUCACUACAGCUGCCCGCUCUACCAGGAGGCGGACAGCCGGGUCCGGGACCGCCAGGCGGAACUCCUGCAGGCCAGGAGGGAGAGGAGCAGGGAGCACCUGGUCACCCUGCAGGAGGAAGAGGAGGACAAGGCCGCGGAGGUGGAGAGAACAAGGGACGAGGCGGAGAAGAGCAUCCAGCUGGACUCGGUCCCCGUGCUCUCCCUCCCGCCUGCCCAGUCCAGCUCGUUCCUGCGCUCCGUCGGGGAGAAGGUGGCGGCCGGGGUGGUGGCCGGCGCGAGGAAGGUGCCGAAGGUGCUGGCCGGCGGGGCCUUGCUGGGAGGAGGGCUGGGGGUCUUCCUCGGGGGGCUCAUCGGAGGGGCGGUGGGGGUCACGGGAGGGGUCGCGCUCGCCGAGGUGGCCAGACGGAAGCUCAGCAGCAAACGGACAGAGAGUGACGGACAGAAAGUCGAUGAGAAGAAAGUCGUGAGCGCUCUUGAGGCUCAUGUGGAUUGACCAAUGACUGUAUAUAUGUGUAUAGUCAUUGGGAUUGACUGACUGUAUUGUUCCAUUGCAACCUGUCAUUUCCACUCUAUCUAAAAGAUUUUAGGUUGAUUUAAAAGUGUAUAUGCAUAGAUAUACUAUACAUUUUCUUAGAAGCACCUUACAGUUUAUAUAGGAAGGUACCUGAUAAUUCUCUCACAACUUCAAGUAAAAGUGAAAAGUACAUUUGCUUUAAUAUCAGAACAACUAGGUGUUGAAGAGUCAGUCACGUCUGUGUUGUAUUAUCAGUAACUCUGGUUACAGAAUAAAAAAAAAAACUUGUAUUAUGGUUCUUCCUUAAAAAACAUGUGAAAUUUUAUUGAAAAGCAUGUGACAAUGUUAAACAAGUUGAUGGUUGUUUCUGAAAUGCUAUACUGCUAAAGAGAUUAAAUCUAAAACAUUGCUGUCUUUGCCACAAGGUGGCAUUCAAGUUCAUUAAGAGGUAUUGCCACACUUGCGAGACAUGUAGUGUAAUCAGCAACACAAUCAUGGGUCAUGAAGCUUAUCAACUGUGAAAUGCCUCAUCACACCUGAUGUGAGCAGGCUUAGUAAGACAGUUUCUCUGUGUAUGUAUGUAUCUAUAUGUGUCUAUGUAUGUUAUUUUGUCUGUGCAUGUAUGUGCAUAUCUAUCUACAUUCUUUGCUGUGUGACCGUCUGGAAGAGUGCAUACAUGUUAUGGGUAUUCGGGA
This is a messenger RNA of Alosa sapidissima (American shad), 2145 nucleotides long. Its product is annotated as GTPase IMAP family member 9. The coding region runs from base 14 to 1429 and encodes 471 amino acids. Lineage: Eukaryota; Metazoa; Chordata; Actinopteri; Clupeiformes; Clupeidae. Gene Ontology annotation, molecular function: GTP binding. The transcript has 4 exons. The record is from RefSeq and is a predicted model, not a curated record.